AAGAUUGAUAAAAUGAAAUAUACAUGUAAUAUUAUUGUCUCGAAGGAGCUUAGUUAUUUUGUGUGAAGCUAAGAGCGAGUUGAUGUGUAACCUGCUACGAAAGACGCACGAUAAUUGUGUAUUAUUUUUUGUUUUUUUUUUUUAUUUCCAUUACAUUGACAAAUAAUAUAAUAUUACUAAUACCUGAAAGAUGUUACACAAAUCGGCGGCUCUUCGCAAGAAGAGUCAGUUAGUAAAACAAAUAGUAUAUUAUUCUACAGCAAAGCCUAAGAAGAUCAUAGCAAUACGUCGAGAAGAUCAAUCAGUAUGGGAGAGAAGGGCGCCAUUUUCCCCGUCCAAUGUAAGCAAACUAGUUCGACAAGGUGUCACAGUAAUAGUGCAGCCUUCGAAUCGACGGGCCUACCCCAUGCAGUCAUACAUAAACGCUGGAGCAAUAGUUCAAGAGGACAUCAGCGAAGCAAGUGUAAUAUUUGGAGUAAAACAGACCCCGAUUGAUUUGCUUAUACCAAACAAAACAUAUUGUUUUUUUUCGCACACGAUUAAGGCUCAAGAGGCAAAUAUGCCUAUGCUGGACGCCAUUUUGGCAAAGAACAUUCGUCUAAUUGAUUAUGAGAAAUUGAUGGAUGAUGCGGGAAACCGGGUGGUCGCAUUUGGAAAGUAUGCAGGAGUUGCUGGAAUGAUCAAUAUAUUACACGGGCUGGGUUUACGACUGCUGGCUCUGGGGCAUCAUACACCAUUCAUGCACAUAGGUCCAGCACACAAUUAUCGUAACUCGAGCAUGGCGCGACAAGCCAUCAGAGACGCAGGGUAUGAAAUUGCGCUUGGCAUGAUGCCUAGAUCGCUCGGACCUCUCACAUUCAUAUUUACAGGAUCAGGAAAUGUUUCACAGGGAAGCCAAGAAAUAUUCCACGAGCUACCUCAUGAAUAUGUUCCUCCAGAGAUGUUAAGGAAAGUUGCUGAACAUGGAAGCCCAAAUAAAAUAUAUGGUUGCGAAGUACGUCGACGACACCAUCUGGUGAGAAGGAUUGGUGGAGGUUAUGAUCCUCAAGAAUAUGAAGAGCAUCCUGAACGAUAUAUUUCCACAUUUGCCCAAACCAUAGCGCCGUAUACGUCAGUACUAGUGAAUUGUAUUUACUGGGCGGUAGAUAGUCCGAAGCUGCUUACAAUACCUGAUGCAAAGCACCUCUUGCUCCCCUCGCAUACUCCGUGGUUGCCGAAGAGCAUUGGCGCCCCGGCUUUACCACAUAGAAUGUUGGGCAUCUGUGACAUAUCUGCGGACCCCGGCGGUUCCAUAGAGUUCAUGAACGAGUGCACCACUAUCGACACACCCUUCUGUCUUUAUGAUGCUGACAGGAACAAGGAUACUAAAAGUUUCAAAGGUCCUGGAGUAUUGGUGUGUUCCAUAGACAACAUGCCGACUCAACUACCGCGUGAAUCUACAGACUUUUUUGGCGAUCUAUUGUUCCCGUACACAGAAGAUAUCUUGCGUUCCGAUGCAACUAAACCUCUUGAAGAGCACAACUUUUCUCCUGUAGUUCAAGGGGCAAUCAUAACCAGCAAUGGAAAAUUAACACCACCUUUCGAGUAUAUUAACGAACUUCGUAUGGCUAAUACUCGUUGCCGACACACAGUCGAUGGUGGCGAGCCGCAGACCUCUGUAGUGAUCCUGGGUAGUGGAUUAGUCUCUGCACCAGUAGUGGAAUAUCUUUCUCGGGAUAAAAACAUAGCUGUUACUAUUGCAUCACAAAUAAAAGAAGAGGCCGAUGUUCUAGCUGAAAAAUACGGAGCACGCGCGGAAUAUCUUCAAGCUAAUGACGAGGAGGCUUUACACUCGCUCGCAGCUCGUUCACGGCUGCUGAUCUCGCUGCUGCCGUAUGACUUGCACGGAACUGUAGCGAAAGCUUGCAUUAACGCUGGUGCACAUAUGGUCACAGCCUCUUAUGUACGCCCCGAAGUACAAGAACUGCAUAAUACCGCUAAAGAAGCUGGAGUGACAUUACUAAACGAGGUAGGCCUGGAUCCUGGCAUAGAUCAUCUGUUAGCGUUAGAAUGUAUUCAUGAUAUUCAAAACCACGGCGGAAGGGUCGAUUCAUUUAUCUCGUAUUGCGGCGGUUUGCCAGCAGCAGAAUUUAGUGACAAUGCCCUGAGAUAUAAAUUUUCGUGGAACCCUCGUGGCGUUCUGCUCAAUACCAUAUCUGGAGCAAAAUAUCUCAGUAGAGGACAGAUCGUAGAAGUGUUAGGCGGCGGUGAGCUGAUGUCAGUCGCUCGCGAAUUAGAUUUCCUGCCUGGAUUUGCUUUUGAAGGUUUCCCCAACAGGGACAGUACCAUAUAUUCUUCACUCUACGGUAUCGAAGAUGCACAUACUAUGUUCCGAGGAACUAUUAGAUAUAAAGGAUUUGCUGAAACAAUCAAAGCAAUGCAACUGUUUGGUUUCAUAGAUCCAAAUCCACAUCCAUCUCUUCAUCCUGAAGGACCUAAUAUCACCUGGCGUCAAUUCGCGUGCGAGUUACUCGGAUUGAUGGAUCAGUCGAUAUUCUACGAGAAUCUACGGACGCGAUUAGCAGAGCGCAUUGGCAGUACAGGUGCACAAGCGUUGGAGUCACUGGGCCUACUCAGUGACGAUCUCAUUGUAAAAUGCGGGACCCCAUUGGACACAAUUAGCCUUUAUCUAAGCAAGAAACUGCAACUCGAAAAAGACGAAACAGAUUUUGUAGUACUCAGACAUGAAUUGGGUGUAACGUGGAGUGAUGGACGGAAGGAACUACGAGAAGUUACCAUGACAGUCAGGGGAGAUCCAGCAUCCCACACUGCUAUGGCACGUACCGUCGGAUUACCCACUGCAAUUGCCGCUAAAAUGGUUUUGGAUGGUGAAAUACAGGAACGUGGGGUGGUACUUCCAUUUUCACCAGGCGUGUACAAGUCGCUGCUGUCUAGGCUCAGGGCUGACGGCAUUACGGCGAAGGAGACCUCAAGACCUCUUAAUUAACCUCUUUAUCUCAUUACAAAAGUAAACUAUUAAGUUCUAAUCAAAAGACUGUGCUAUUAAUACUAUGUAUAAAUGAUACAUAAAAUUUGUUAUGUAUAUGUAUUGUCAUUACUUUUAUAUGUUUCAUUUAUUACAAAUUUUUUGCUAA
This is a messenger RNA of Galleria mellonella (greater wax moth), 3134 nucleotides long. RefSeq names its product alpha-aminoadipic semialdehyde synthase, mitochondrial (gene LKRSDH). The coding region runs from base 191 to 2986 and encodes 931 amino acids. Gene Ontology annotation, cellular component: cytoplasm. Gene Ontology annotation, molecular function: saccharopine dehydrogenase activity. The record is from RefSeq and is a predicted model, not a curated record. Lineage: Eukaryota; Metazoa; Arthropoda; Insecta; Lepidoptera; Pyralidae. The transcript has 20 exons.